AUGGCCACCUCACCGGCUGCAUCGUCUGGCACUGCCACGGGCACCAUCGGCGAGACGAUCGUUGGGUCGCACCUGUGGAAGAUCGACCGCUUCUCGGCAACCAAGGAUCUCGGCGUCGGCAAGAGCAUCAAAUCUAGCACAUUCAACGUCGGAGGGCAUACCUGGUACAUCGAGUGCUAUCCUUGCGGUGACAACGAGUACAGCGCCGGUCUGGUAACCCUCUUUCUGUGCCUCUCUGCUCAUAAGGAACAAGUCGAGGCAAAAUGCAGGUUCACUUUGAUGGAUGAUGACCGAGACUAUUAUCAAGACGGCUACAACCACACCUACAACGCAGAGGAUUCAAGGGGCUUAGGUAUUGAUCUCAUAAAAAGGGCAGAUCUGAAGAAGCACCUCAAGGACGACUGCUUCCGGAUCAGAUGUGAUGUGUACAUUGUCAGGGAGUUUCCUGCUGUGCCACCGCCGGACCUGCAUCGACCUCUCAGUGACCUUGUUGCUAGUGGAAUGCCUGGCGGCGAUCGGACGUUCCAAGUCGGCGGGGAGGUCUUCACUGUGCACAGAGGACUACCAGACCCAUCUGCCCACAUAGCAGCCUCCCCAACACCCGCCGGCACCAGCAGUAGCACCGCGGGGAGCAUCUCUUCCGUGUCGCACGUCCUGACGAUCGACGGCUACUCCAAAUCCAAGAAGAUGUUCCGCACCGACGACUAUGUCGAAUCCGAAUGGUUCAGGGUCGUCGGAGGGCACAGCUGGUACAUCAAAUUGUACCCAAGCCGCGAAAAAGAGGAUGACGACAGCGGCUGCCUAGCCGUCUUCCUCAAUAACAACUGGUGGCUAUUAGAUGAAGAUCAUAUUGAAGAUAAAGUACUGAAGGUGCGAGUCGAGUUGACCCUGCUCACCUUUGCUCGAGAGAUCAUAUCGUCGGCCCAAUUUUGCUACGCCUUCACAUCAAGAUAUGAUAAAUGCCGCUGUUAUUUCCCUUUUAAUACGGAGAUGGAGCCUCUUAUUGGGGACAGUUUCCAUGUCAAGUGUGAUGUCACCGUCGUCAAGGAAAUCACUCCAAUACUGCGGCCGCCAGACCUGAACCUGUACUUCGGCCACCUCCUAGCAAGCCAGGUGGCAACCGAUGUGACCUUUGAGGUUGGCAGCGAUCUGUUCUCGGCGCACAAGUUGGUGCUCGCCACCCGGUCCAGGGCCUUCAUGGCCGAGUUCUUUGGACCAGCAGGGAAGGGCAGCAGUACUACUGUCACUCGUGUGCAGAUCGACGAUAUGGAGCCGAGAGUGUUCAAGGCUUUGCUCCAUUUCAUCUACACCGACACCCUCCCUGAGCUACAUGAAGAUGACGACAAGAUUGUGAUGGCUCAGGAUCUGCUUGUCGCGGCGGAUCGGUAUGACAUGGGGAGGCUCAAGUUGAUCUGCGCUGACAUGCUUUGCAACUACGUGAACGACGCACGUGCAGCUUUCGCCAUGCUGGAGCUGGCUGACAAACAUUGCUGCCGCAGGCUCAAGGUGAAGUGCAUGAAGCUCCUCAAGGGCCACUUCGCCAAGGUCGCUCCUUGA
Molecule: messenger RNA, 1557 nt
Organism: Sorghum bicolor (sorghum)
Lineage: Eukaryota; Viridiplantae; Streptophyta; Magnoliopsida; Poales; Poaceae
Product: BTB/POZ and MATH domain-containing protein 3
Exons: 2
Coding region: 1-1557 (518 amino acids)
Biological process (GO): protein ubiquitination
Molecular function (GO): protein binding
Source: RefSeq, a predicted model, not a curated record